CAGGUGCAUUUUGCCGAUAUCAUUUGCGGUUCCAAGGUUUGCAUUAAGUUUAGGUUAAAAAUCUACCACUGCUGGAGCUGGUGACUGAAUGGGCAACCAAUGUAUUUCAUACUAUUUGGGCUUGAACGUUCAUUGCAUUAAGAAUUUUAAUUGUUCUCAAUUCACUAUCAUUCUCACAUGAUAUGACUCAGUUUUGUGAAUUAAAAUUGUGCAAACAUGGUUUAAACGCGUUUCUUAAAGUUAGAUGGAAUUUGGAAAUAGUUUAUUUUAAAUAAAAACGGUGAAAUUGUAUGGCCAUUCAUGUCAGUACAGAUGAGUUACUAAAUGAACAAGUGAAGUUGUUAUUCAACGAAUAAUGGUAACUUUUAAUUAAACGUCAGGUGAAAGUUUACGUUAUAGUUGAAGUUGACAAUACAUAUAACAUGGAAUCUCAAAUUCGACGAAAAAUUUGAUUUUCAAUUUAAAGCACUCACUUUAAAAUAAAAUAAUUAUAUAUAUUAUUGAGUGUCAAGUUUAACAAGAUGAAGACCGAAUCCAAAAACGAAACUUCUUUGUCAAACGCAAACGGACGCACCGACGAAUCAUUGGAAUCGAACACCGAAAACGAGGAGAUGGAGCCUGCUUCGACUGCGUGCCCCAGCUCUCAGCUGAUGCUCGGCUUGCUCGACGAGUUCACUCAAAUUUAUAAGGACAAGCUCGAGCGGCUCGAGAAUUCUUCUCUCAAGAUGGAGGAAAAAAAUUAUUUACAAACGAAGGUGUCGCUGCUGGAGAGGUGGCUGGGGGAGUUGGGGGAGCAGAACGCCGUGCUGGUUAGGACGCUGGGGGAGUUGGAGGGGGAGGCCGCCACGAGGGUAUCUAUCCUCCAGGACUCCCUUAGGACGCUGCAGCCAUCCUGCCACAGCACUGCUGAGGCCCUCACUCUGCAGCGCCAGCAGGUGCUGGAGGCGCUGGCAGGCAGGGAGGCAGCUGAGGGGCGCGUGUUGCAGCUGACAGAGCAGCUGCAGCUCUGCCAGACAUACAACUGCAACCUACGUGCAGACGUGGACACGUUGUUGCACGUGGUGUCCCGCGCUAGCCGGGACGGGGACUGGCGUCUCGACGACAUCGCUCUCCUCAGCGUGUCUCCUGAGCAGCUGCUCGCUGCCGGCGUCCCGGUUUCUGGGAGUACGACCCCCAGCUGCGGAUUGAAGGGGUCUAUGUCCCCCAGCGUCGCCCCUUGCACCGACCCCUUCCCUAGACUGGCAGGAGCUUCCGAGACGCGCUCCUCUCUUUCUGACGUCCAGACUGAUGCAGCUGACGACAGCAGACGCUGCAGCGCUGACCAGGCCGAGCUUCAGCUCUCUGUCAACAUCGACGCCCUGGCAGCGCGACUCGCUGACGCUGAACGCGAGUGCGAGGCAGCGCGAGCUGAAGCGAGCAGACUGCGCGGCGAGUGUGAGGCAGCACGAGCUGAAGCGAGCAGACUGCGCGGCGAGUGCGAGACAGCGCGAGCUGAAGCGAGCAGACUGCGAGGCGAGUGCGCGGUGUUGCGGGAGCGGGCGAGCGAGACCGAGCUGAGCCACGAGACUUGCGACGCGGCAGUUCAGAGACUGCACAGGGAGCUGCACGAGGCGCUGCGCAUCUCCCGGGAGCUGCAGGAGCAGAUCACCAGCAGGAGCGCCACGCCCCUACAAGACGCGGAAGCCGUGUCGGAGAAGAGUAUACUGGUCCGGGAGCUGCAGGGACACCUGGCGACCGCGCGACACGAGUGCGCUCUCCGGGACGCUACUGUCACCAAGCUGGAGCGCCAGCUGGUGUCGGUGAGGGCCCAGCUGUGCGAGCGCCAGGAGCGCAGCGAGUACCUGGAGCAACAGCUGGUGCAGCUCCAGCAGCAGCUGGCUCGUGCUCACUCCCACGCCCAGCAGCUGGCUCAACAGGUAGUUAUGGAUGCUAUUAUGGUGGUGGUUCAGCUUAACAGGUGGUUCAGCUUAGCAGGUGGUUCAACUUAGCAGGUGGUUCAACUUAGUAGGUGGUUCAACUUAGCAGGUGGUUCAACUUAGCAGGUGGUUCAACUUAGCAGGUGGUUCAACUUAGCAGGUGGUUCAGCU
This is a messenger RNA of Hyalella azteca, 2087 nucleotides long. RefSeq lists its product as uncharacterized. The record is from RefSeq and is a predicted model, not a curated record. The coding region runs from base 522 to 1988 and encodes 488 amino acids. The transcript has 9 exons. Lineage: Eukaryota; Metazoa; Arthropoda; Malacostraca; Amphipoda; Hyalellidae.